AGAGAGGUACACACAGCACCCAAUGAGCCAAGUGGAGUUUGAAAUGGCUUGUGCUUCGCUCAAGCAGCUGAAGGGUCCCGUGAGCGAUCAGGAGAAACUGCUGGUGUACAGCUUCUACAAACAGGCCACCCUGGGCGACUGUAACAUCCCUGUCCCUCCAGCCACAGAUGUGAAAGCAAAGGCCAAAUGGGAGGCAUGGAAUGUGAACAAAGGGAUGUCCAAGAUGGAUGCCAUGAGGAUCUAUAUUGCCAAAGUGGAAGAGCUGAAGAAAAACGAGGCUGGCUAAGGACAUUUUGGCAGACAGGAGGAAUUAGCGAUAGCGCCACUGGUAGGGAAUGGGUUUAAGAACUUGUGAUGGCUGAAACAUACUGAAAGGGUAGCAAGGUUAGCGGAGACAUCAAUAAAUCACUUGAACCGCA
Messenger RNA from Phodopus roborovskii (desert hamster), 419 nucleotides. Its product is annotated as diazepam-binding inhibitor-like 5. NCBI's taxonomy places the organism in Eukaryota, Metazoa, Chordata, Mammalia, Rodentia, Cricetidae. Gene Ontology annotation, molecular function: fatty-acyl-CoA binding. Gene Ontology annotation, cellular component: mitochondrion. The record is from RefSeq and is a predicted model, not a curated record. The transcript has a single exon. Gene Ontology annotation, biological process: fatty acid metabolic process. The coding region runs from base 23 to 286 and encodes 87 amino acids.